UUAGUUGGACGAAGUGAUAACAAAAAGAAAAGCCUGCAUAAAUAUAUAAUUUUCCCAAAACCAAGUACUCAGAGUAUCUCAAAAGUAGACAUUGGGGAAUGGAGAGGAAAGUUGCUGAAAGUAGUGAGAUCUGCAGACAUCUUCAGUAUGACAGUUCCAGAAGUGAUCAAUGAAAUGAGAAAACGUGUGAUUGAGUGCAGUCCAGGGCCAAAUGUGCUGCUGCUUUUAGUAAAGCCUUCUGAAUUCACUGAGAAACAAAGAGAAACAUUGAACUUCAUCCUCACAUUGUUUGGCCCAGAUGCUUUUAAAUACGCCAUAAUAGUUUUUACACAUGAAGAAGGAAGAGAUUGUGCUUCUCAGCUGCUUUCUGACUGUGGAGGACGAUUCUAUGAGAUGUUCAAUGAAAACCACAGUCAAUUAAUGGAUAUGAUGGAAACUUUGGUUCAUAAAAAUAAUGGAUCUUUUGUCACAUUGAUCAAUGCUUUUACUGGAGAAAAAAAAACACAUCUAAACUUAGUUUUUUGUGGAAGACAAGGAUCAGGGAAGACAUCUGUGGCUCAAGCCAUUUUAGAUGACGCAGCAUGUCAUCCAGCUAAAAGCCCAUCAAAGUGCAUAGUGCAUCGCGGAACUGUGUCCGGAAGGAUGGUGUCCAUCGUGGAGCUGCCAGCGCUGUCUGGAAAAACCCAUAAGGAGGUGAUGGAGGAGUGUUUGCGCUGUAUCUCCAUGUGUGAUCCAGAUGGGGUCCAUGCUUUUGUCAUGGUUUUACCUCUAAAAGCUCUCACUGAUGAAGACAAGGCUGAGUUUAAAACAGUCCAGGGCACCUUCAGCUCCAGGAUCAAUAACUGUACUGUGAUCCUCUUUACAGUGGAGUCAGAUCCCAAGAGCAAUGCUGUGGCUGAGUUUGUUACUCAACAUGAGGAAAUCCAGACCCUCUGUGAAAGCUGUAGAGCACACAUCUUUUUUAACAUCAGCGACAAAACACAAGUUCCUCAAGUGUUGGAAAAAUUAGAAAAGUCUAAGGACUGUUACACAAUGGAAAUGUUUGCAGAGAUUCAAAUAGAAAGAUUUGCUCAAAUGACUUCUUCUGAAACUCGUGGCAGAAAGAGUGAGAAGACUCUUCGGAUUGUUCUGAUUGGAAAGACUGGCAGGGGCAAGAGCUCCUCUGGAAACACCAUCUUAGGAAGAAAUGUAUUCAAAUGUGACUUUGGUCAAAACGCAACUACCAAGAGUUGUGUAAAAGAGCACAGCAAAUUAAAUCACUGUUAUGUUGAUGUAGUGGACACCCCUGGUCUGUUUGAUAUGAGCAUGUCCAAUCACGACAUCAAUGAGGAAAUGAUGAAAUGCAUCAGUCUUUUGUCCCCAGGGCCACAUGUCUUUUUGUUGGUGCUGGGAAUCGACAGGUUCACCCCAGAGGAAAAUGAGACCCUGAACCUGAUCAAGAAAGGUUUUGGAAAAGACGCACAAAAAUAUACAAUAGUUCUUUUCACCCAUGGAGAUGUGUUGGAGAAGAACAACACAUCCAUUGAAGAUUUUAUUAACAAAAAAUGUGACAGAUUGUGUCAGAAGCUUAUCUCUGACUGUGGGAACAGAUACCAUGUCUUUAACAACUGGGAUGAGAGUCAUAAACAAGUACAAGUGGAUGAACUGAUCCAAAAGAUUGAGGCUCUGAUAGAGGAAAACGGAGGAAACUGCUACACAAACGAAAUGCUUAAAGAAGCUGAGGCCGCCAUUCAAGAAGAAGUGCAGAAACUGUUGAGAGAAAAGGAGGAAGAGCUGAGGCGAGAAAUGCAACAAAUGAGAGAUAAACAUGAACGAGAGAUUCAAGAAAUCCAAACAAAGAUGGAAAAAGACCAUAAGGAAACUGAGAAAGUGAGGGAAGAGAAGGACAGGGAACUACAGAAAAUGAAAGCUCAGAUUAGAAAAGAUCGGAAGCAAUGGAAGAAGAAUCAGAAAAAGAAAGAGGAGGAAUAUAGAAAAGAAAAACAAAUGGAAGAAGAAAAACGACAAGAAUAUGAACUGAAUUUUGAUUUAAAAACUCAAGAGACCAAAGACAAAAUUCAGCAGGAGAGGAAAGUCUGGGGAAGAAGAAAGGAGGGAGCGUGAAAAACAA
Messenger RNA from Boleophthalmus pectinirostris (great blue-spotted mudskipper), 2110 nucleotides. RefSeq names its product GTPase IMAP family member 8-like. Gene Ontology annotation, molecular function: GTP binding. Bases 148 to 2103 code for a protein of 651 amino acids. Lineage: Eukaryota; Metazoa; Chordata; Actinopteri; Gobiiformes; Gobiidae. The record is from RefSeq and is a predicted model, not a curated record. The transcript has 2 exons.